UUAACUCAGGCGGGAUUAAACUAGACACGAGCAUGGAUUCUGAGUACGUCAUCAGCAAUCCCCUCCUGCCAGACGACUACGACAUAGACCCCGUCCCACCAACAGAAUGCGGCGUUCCAGUUCCGGAAUCAGUUCAUCGCGUCACAGGACCGUCGCGGACUGGGUUCCUCCUGAAUGUAUACUCACGCUCAAAAAACAAGACCAUUACCCCUCUCGUUCGAGGCGGGAUUGACGCCGACCCUCGAAAAUGGCCCUGGAUUGCUUUGCUGGGCACCCGUGCUGCCAACAGACGACCCAGUUGGCUCUGCGGCGGUACGCUGAUCAGCAACCGACACGUGCUGACGGCUGCCCACUGCUUCUACGAUGGACAUGGGGCGCUCAUAAACUCGACUUGGGUGGUUCGCCUUGGCGAGUAUAAUCGCAAGUUUGCAGACAGUUAUACCAGGGACAUGACGGUGAAGAAACAUAUUAUCCAUUCCGGCUUUCAGCUUAAUGGCCUUCACCACGACUUGGCGUUGCUGGUGCUCUCAAAGACGGUGAUCUUCACGGACUUCAUCAAGCCAAUCUGCCUGCCCACCGCGCCCACGGGCGAUAUGGUUGGCAAGAGGCUCUACGUGGCUGGCUGGGGUUACUACGUUGGAACCACACCCAGCCAAGUCUUACAAGAAAUCAGCCUGCCUGCGAUCACCAUGAAAAAGUGCGAGGCUGUCAUCGACCCAAAUCGAGAAGUAUAUCCAAACGGGCUUCAGAACACCAAGCUAUGUACGGCAACAAAACUGUCCGACAGAGAUGUGUGCAAGGGUGACUCUGGCGGUCCAAUGGUGCAUCUCCGCUCCGAUGGUCGGUAUCAACUGGUCGGAGUCGUUUCGGGAGGGACCGCGACGUAUUGCAAAGUUACCGCAAACUCUCUGAGUAUUUUCAACCGAGUCAGCACGUAUGUGGACUGGGUACACAACAAGAUGAAGUGACACAUACGCGCACGGAACAGGCCGGAACACAGCCGUCAUAAGUCGCUGUUUGCUGGACAAACGCGUGACCAUCGCACCCUCGUGUUUAAGCUUGAGACAGCUGCUGUGCGAGUUUGAGACAGCUUUAUUCCCUUGCAAGGGUGUCGCCAUCAACUUUGAUAGUGGGAAGAGGGCAUGAUGCCGUCACAACGGUGCUUGAAUAAAAGUGGGUGAGAAA
Pollicipes pollicipes is the source of this 1185-nucleotide messenger RNA. RefSeq names its product prostasin. The record is from RefSeq and is a predicted model, not a curated record. NCBI's taxonomy places the organism in Eukaryota, Metazoa, Arthropoda, Thecostraca, Pollicipedomorpha, Pollicipedidae. Gene Ontology annotation, biological process: proteolysis. Gene Ontology annotation, molecular function: serine-type endopeptidase activity.